CCCCGAGGCCGCGAGCUGGGAGCGCGGAGCCGGCCGCCGGGAGCCGAGCGCGCCGGGCUGGGGCCGGGGCCGGAGCGGAGCGAGGAGGAGCGCGCCCGGCCCAGCCCCGCGUCCCGCCGCGUCCCGCCCCAGCCAUGGAGCAGGACAGCAGCCCCCGGAAGAUCCAGUUCACGGUCCCGCUGCUGGAGCCGCACCUUGACCCCGAGGCGGCGGAGCAGAUUCGGAGGCGCCGCCCCACCCCUGCCACCCUGGUACUGACCAGUGACCAGUCAUCCCCAGAGAUAGAUGAAGACCGGAUGCCCAACCCACUUCUCAAGUCCACUCUGGCCAUGUCUCCACGGCAGCGGAAGAAGGUGACAAGGACCACACCCACAAUGAAAGAGCUCCAGAUGAUGGUUGAACAUCACCUCGGGCAACAGCAGCAGGGAGAGGAGCCUGAGGGAGCCGCUGAGAGCGCAGGGACCCAGGACUCCUGCCCACCUGGGAUCACAGACACAGAAGCGGAGUCAAGGCUGGGCACCUCUGGGAAAGCACAAAAGCCUGCAGAAUCCACCCCUAAAACUCACGAGAGGGGCAGUGAGAAACCCAGCACAGAGAAAGCCUCAACCCAUAUACCACCACUGGAUUCCCAGGGAGCCAACUCGGUCUGAGAGUGAAGCAGGUAUCCUGGGAUCAAGACUGAAGUUGGGAACGCAUGGACACUGGAUUUCUUAUUUCUUCACUUUUGGGGAAAAUCUCUUGUUUUUAAAAAGUGAUAAAUUUGGUGUUAGGUC
Molecule: messenger RNA, 773 nt
Organism: Equus quagga
Lineage: Eukaryota; Metazoa; Chordata; Mammalia; Perissodactyla; Equidae
Gene: PPP1R1A
Product: protein phosphatase 1 regulatory inhibitor subunit 1A
Exons: 7
Coding region: 135-650 (171 amino acids)
Biological process (GO): intracellular signal transduction
Cellular component (GO): cytoplasm
Molecular function (GO): protein phosphatase inhibitor activity
Source: RefSeq, a predicted model, not a curated record